ACUAUUUGAGCCCAAUUGUAAGCAAACCAAUCAGUAUGUUUACGUUUACGCUCCAUCAAACUCCAUCGCAGAUUCUUCGCUCCUUUCCGUGGAUUUAAAACAUGGCUACCACCACCACUCCCUGCUAGAGUCUCAAUUCUAUGAUUUCCAAACUUCCAUUGCUCCAACUGCCCUUUCAAAGAUUUUUUUUUUUCUGUUCUAAAAUCAUUUGGGUCCCAACUCAUAAUUAUUGCUUACAAGAGCAACCUUACGACUACUUGUCUACUCAAACAUAUUUAGAAUGGCAGCAGCUUUAGGCGGUAGAUUUGCAACUAGGAGAAAUUGAGAAAAGCAACAGUCAGCCAUUUCGAAUAUUGACUAUUACAUGAUAUAAAGCAUGACUUUGGACAAGAUUAGAUUUAAGAGUUUGACGGACAAGAGCAAGCUCAAUGCUCAGCUAGAGUUGUUCAUUCAUAUUAUUCCUAAAAAAACUAACAAUACACUAACCAUUAUUGAUAGUGGUAUUGGCAUGACCAAAGCUGAUUUGAUGAACAACUUGGGUACAAUUGUUGGGUCUGGUACCAAGGAAUUCAUGGAAGCCUUGGUUGUUGGUGUUGAUGUUAGUAUGAUUGCACAGUUUGGUGUGGGGUUCUACUCUGCAUAUCUUGUUGCCGAAAAGUUCAUUGUUACCGCCAAGCACAAUGAUGAUGAGCAGUACGUUUGGGAGUCCCGAGCUGGAGAUUCAUUCACUGUGACCAGUGAUACCUCUGGUGAGGUUCUUGGCAGGGGUAUUAAGAUCACUCUUUUCCUCAAGGAAGAUAAGCUAGAGUACCUUGAGGAGUGUCGAUUGAAGGAUUUGAUUAAGAAGCAUUCUGAUGGGUUAUAAGUAUAUUUUGGGGAUUAUUACUUCUAGCUUGGUGCUUGUGUUUGUUAUAUAUGGUUCUGUGUACAAGAAGGCCAAAAUGAGAUUUAGUAUAUUAAAAUGAUGAUGUACUUUAAAUUAAGGAUAAAUAUAGUUUUAUUUUCUUACUUA
Molecule: messenger RNA, 1012 nt
Organism: Glycine soja
Lineage: Eukaryota; Viridiplantae; Streptophyta; Magnoliopsida; Fabales; Fabaceae
Product: heat shock protein 90-2-like
Exons: 5
Coding region: 377-865 (162 amino acids)
Biological process (GO): protein stabilization; cellular response to heat; protein folding
Cellular component (GO): perinuclear region of cytoplasm; cytosol; protein-containing complex
Molecular function (GO): ATP-dependent protein folding chaperone; ATP hydrolysis activity; ATP binding
Source: RefSeq, a predicted model, not a curated record